This is a messenger RNA of Eucalyptus grandis, 2237 nucleotides long. Its product is annotated as magnesium transporter MRS2-1. Gene Ontology annotation, biological process: magnesium ion transport. Bases 192 to 1538 code for a protein of 448 amino acids. Gene Ontology annotation, molecular function: magnesium ion transmembrane transporter activity. NCBI's taxonomy places the organism in Eukaryota, Viridiplantae, Streptophyta, Magnoliopsida, Myrtales, Myrtaceae. The record is from RefSeq and is a predicted model, not a curated record. The transcript is spliced from 6 exons.
GAAGAUCGGAUCGAGGAUAGCCCACUUCGAAAAGUUUCCACCUUUGAACUCAAGUCGCUUCCUUUUUCAGCGUGGCAAUGAUUGGUUAGUUUCAGUUCAAUCAUGGGUCGUUGAUCAUCGAUUUGGGUUCAUCGACUCCCGCCUGAGGAAGAGCCUAGUUCUCUCUCAGCUGAAGCAUUUCAAGUUUAUUCAUGGCAGAUCUCAAAGAACGCCUCCUCCCCCCAAGACCUGCGUCAGCUAUUGACCUUAAAGAAGCAUCUAACCGUUCAUAUGGGCAUGGGCGUCAGCCUUUCCAAAGCAUGGAUGUUAUAGGUCUUAAGAAACGAGGUCAAGGUCUUCGGUCAUGGAUUCGUGUUGAUACCUCUGGGCAUUCUGAGAUCAUCGAGGUUGACAAGUUCACAAUGAUGCGCCGUUGUGACCUUCCAGCCCGUGAUUUGCGCCUGCUUGAUCCGUUGUUUGUUUACCCCUCUACAAUUCUCGGGAGAGAGAAGGCUAUAGUUGCUAACUUAGAGCAAAUUCGAUGUAUUAUCACAGCAGAUGAGGUUUUGCUUUUGAACUCCCUCGAUAGUUAUGUGUUGCAGUAUGUGGUGGAGCUACAGCAGCGGCUGACAACAGCUGGGGCAGGUGAGGUUUGGCAACCAGAAGGUGCAGAUUUGAGCAGUAGGAGAGGAAGUAGAAACUUUGAUGAUUUGUUUGGCAACACUUCCCCGGAUUAUUUGCCUUUCGAGUUUCGGGCCCUUGAAGUUGCUUUAGAAACUGCUUGUACUUUUCUUGAUUCUCAGGCGGCAGAACUAGAAAUUGAAGCUUAUCCAUUGCUGGAUGAACUAACUUCGAAGAUCAGUACAUUAAAUUUGGAGCGUGUUCGGCGUUUGAAAAGCAGACUUGUGGCAUUGACCAGGAGAGUUCAGAAGGUUAGGGAUGAGAUAGAACAGCUAAUGGAUGAUGACGGAGACAUGGCUGAGAUGUAUCUCACUGAGAAGAAACGGAGAGUGGAGUCAUCGUACUAUAUUGAUCAGUCUUCGAUCGGCUACAGGUCCAAUGAUGUUGCACAAUCCCUUUCUGCUCCUGUUUCUCCCAUUUCUUCACCUCGUGAUGGCCGAAAGCUUGAGAAGAGCCUAAGUAUAGCGAGGAGCCGGCAUGAGAGCAUGAGGAGUUCAGAAAGCUCUACGGAUAGAAUAGAAGAGCUGGAGAUGCUGUUGGAAGCUUAUUUUGUUGUCAUUGACAACACUUUAAAUAAGUUGACUUCGCUGAAGGAGUACAUUGAUGACACAGAAGAUUUCAUUAACAUUCAGCUGACCUUGUGUGCAGGACAAUGUCGAAACCAGCUGAUACAAUUUGAGCUGCUGCUGACAACUGCGACUUUCGUUGUUGCUAUCUUCGGUGUGGUGGCGGGAAUUUUUGGGAUGAACUUCGACAUCUCAUUAUUCGACAAUGCCGAUGCAUUUCAGUGGGUCCUCAUCAUAACAGGAGGAUGCCUUUUAGUCAUUUUCAGUGCAUUGGUGUGUUUCUACAGGUACAGGCGACUCAUGCCUCUGUAAUGUGUCGGGAAUAUCUAGAUCCUUGGCGGAUGGAAUUCAUCAAUUGCUAUUCUUUCGUAUAGCUGCGCAUUCCAGCCCUGUAGGUAUGGCAUGGAGGCAGAAGAAAAAUGAGGAAAAAAUGGGUUCUCAUCGUCAGUUCUUUCGAUGUGAGCUCAUACCAAAACUGCACAAAAAAGAAUGAACCUCAAAAGUACUUUGUGUUAAAUGUAAUGUCAAUGAGGAGGCUAAGAAUGCGCGACUGUGGUCUUAAAGUUUUCAGUUCAUACAGUCUCCAGCCGGUUAAGAUCCGUUUGAUCCGGGACUGCUGCUGUCGUGUUGGGCUCGAUAGGUUCAACCGUGGUAUUUGAAAGGGCGAUAAAAUGUUAGGAGUAUCCUUUGGCAAGAGUAAUUGGUUGUGCUUUCAAGGGACGAUGGUCCAGCUACCUAAUCAACCAGUACAAAUAAUUUGAAGCUCUGAUUUGGUGGGUCUACUGGGUAAGUUUUGAAGAGCCCGUUAGGUGACCGUUGCCACCUUUGUGUGAGCUACUGCCUGCAAUGUCUGCAGUAUCUAUGUUUUUACCUUUACUUCGCAGUUGCCCUACUUAUGAUGCUGUAUACUUUAAUCGAUUCUGAUAGAUUAGGUAUAGACAUGCCCUCAUGGAGGGGGGCCUUGUUUGGACCGCCGCCCGAUGUCCAUUUAUUUAAUGAGAAACCAGAGUG